AUUUUUUAAUUUUUUUGAAUUAUAUAUAUAUAAAAUAUACAUAUUGAUUGUAAAACAUAUGAUCGUAUAGUAAAUUUAAACAAGCAGCAAGGUUAAAUAGUGCUUGAGUUUUUUUAUUAUUUAUAUUAUUAUUGUUAAAGCCUAGCUGUAUCAAAUACUCAUCAAAAAUUAAAAAUAUUGAAUUAGAAAGAGAUUACAUUUUGAUCACUUAGAUUUUAAUCCUAAUCCAUUUUAUUCAAGUUAGUUAAAUUCUAAUCUUUAAUUUACAAUCUUUUAUUUAAUAUUGUAAAAACAAAUAAAAUUAAAAUUUUAUUUUUUACAUGAUUGCCGGAUAAUAUCCCUAUCCGACAUUCCUAUUCACUAUUCACAUCCCUAAUAAUGUGUGUUUUAAUAGAAAACUUUUAACCGUAUCUGAAACCUAAGACUCUAUAUAUCCUAUUGCAGAUCGAUAUGUGCAUGGUAACAAACCUGAGAAUAUUAUUUUACACAUUAGCGACAUAUGAGUUAAUAUAAUUUUAAUUUCCAAUCAAGAAACAACGAAUUCCUCGAUAUCUAAUCGAGAUUUAUUCAUAUUUCAUUAUUUGUAUCUUCUGUUUGCUUAUUUUAUGCAACGCAGCUUUCUGUUUUAUUAUCUUUACAAUUAUCGUCGAACGUGCGUGGACAACGAAAAUUUGUGAAUACGUCCAAGUGUUUCGCAAAGAAUUUAUCUCUUUCGUGCAAAUCAAAUAACGUGCUUAUCAAAUGUUUAAAGAAAUAUUAAUACGUUAAUACUGUCAAGUCCGCGACAAUGUUGUAACAGUGUACGUGACACGCGAGAAUUUGGCGCUACAAUAAUUUACGUUAGAACAAAAACAAAUAAAAUCUGUCGGAUUCCUAGGUGACUAUUUUGAUCGGGAUAAUUCUUUUUUUCAGUUAUUUUAUUAUAAGUUAUUUUAUAAUAACUCAGAUAUUGUCAGAAACACUCUGAAAGCUUUGUGAGCAUACUAAAACUCCAAUCCUGAUCAGACGCAAAAAGAUAUAAGAUAUAAAAUAAGAUAAUAAUAUAAUAAUAAUAAUAACAAUUGCUAAUCUAUUUAACUUUUUAUUUUGUUUUAAAUUUGCAAUUGGAAAAUUCAUCGGGCAGAAAAAGCAUUCGUGUCUUUGGUUCCACGAGAUAAACGAUCGACUCUAAAAAAAUCGGACAGUAUUCCACAUGGAUCUCCCGGAAGUAUGCAUGUUUCAGAAAUAACGGAAGCAGACUGGUCACGAGUGGGAAAACUAAGUGGCUCGAGGGCGCCGAUCGGGCUUGUCACGGUUCUGCUCUCCCGCUCCGCGGCGACAAGAAGCGUCGAGGAGCAAGACGCAUUCGGCGUUUAGUUUAGUUCUCCGUGAUCGCUCGAUCAGGUGGGAUCGAGCGAAAUUUGCUCGCGUCCGCGCCUCGUCGUCACAUUCUAGCGAUCGUACUCGCAUCUCAAUAGAAAAAAAAAGGAAAGUAAUAAAAUAAAUCGUACAUCACUGGAUUAUCGUGACGUUGUGCCCUCCGAGGAAAACGAGGUACCGAAUAUUUCACUGGGAAGGGAAAUCACCGAUAAUGAUUCAGCGGAUUCCUUAUUGAAUAGAUCAGUACGUCGGAUCGACUAUCAGACAUGCGUUGGUUUCGCGGCCACGCCGAGGCACCGAGACUCCUGCGCCUAAGUCCCCUUCGAGCCGACGAGGAUGUCAACGAGACAUCCUACCAUUUCCAUGCGAGAACUCGAUGCAGAGAUAUAUCGCCAGUGCGAUGGGCCCGGAGAAAAUCAUCGAGUUCCGAAUCCGAGAGAAAUUGCUACAAUGUGCAAACCUCCCAAGUGACGACCGAGCGAACUGCCAACAAGAAGGACAAGAAGAAAAUUCAGGAAGAACGACGAAGAGUAUGCGAGAAGCGGAAUCCUCUGCUGGACCGCGUGAAGAGCACCAGACUGAGUUUCUUCAAGGAUCGCAAUUCCGAUGGGGACGAGAACGAUGGCGACGACGAAGAAGCGGAACGAAUCCAGUUCCGUUCCAUGUGCGAGCUGAGACACCGCGGUCUGACCAGGAACGAGUUCCGGCGGUCUGUCUGCGAGUCUGACCUGAAGGACAUCACGGAGGAAGGGAACGGCCAUGUCAAGAGAAAGAGACGCGCCAAGUCGCAAAGCAGGUUAUCAUACAAAAAGCAGCAGGAAGAGCGAUUCUCCUUCUUAGGCUUUCGCACCUCGACACCUCGGAAACAAUCCGAGUGGCAACCGAAAGAAGGAGAUUCAGUUCGGGAGGACGCGAUGCCUCACGAUUAUCGAUGGGAGAGAACUGAUCAGAGCUUCCUCGAGACAAACCGUGGCGCCGAUCGAUCCAUCGAUCAGGUGAGGGUUGACACGGGAGUACCUAGGCACGCCAGUGAAACGAUUUUCAAGAAGAACGCGACAGCGUUCGACAGCAUCACGCCGUCCAGUUGUCUAGCGGCAAAAUUCCGCGCGAUGCAGGACAGAUACCUGAAGAGCUCAACGAACAAGCUGAUCGCGAAGAUCUACAGGAAGGAUUGCAAAGACCGAGAGAGACGGAGACUACGUAGCUUCUCUUACGGCACUUUGCCGGGUCUCGAGGAGCUACGAACAAAUCCGCUGUACGAGGAUCAAGAUCAGGAUGACAAUGAUUCCGGGAUUCUAGAUAACGAUUCCGCCACCAGCUCCCUUCUGGACGAUAGGUGUAGCAGCGGCGCUUCCGGACCAUUGAACAACAGUAGCCACAAUGACUCUUGUCUAGGAUCGCCACCUCAGCUUCCGCCUAGAAGGCCGUUCUCGUUCGCCACAGAUAUCGAUGGAACCGCGCGACUCUUCGCGAGUUUGGAUGUGUAUUACGACAGAGUCAAGGACAAAGACUCCGGCCUGAAUCUUCUUACUGAGGAAUAUUCGAGCAUCUGUCAAGCCGCGAAUGGUACAUUGAUAGAUCGGCAAGCAGUUCGCGUCUCCGCGGAGAACAACACGGAACAUCGGGAAACAGAGGAAAGAACUGUAGACGGGGAUUCCAAACGGAAGCAACGUAGUUCUGGUUUACAAGUGGUGAGAAGUAGAACCUAUGCAACAGAGACGAUGGUCGUGAAACUUCCCAAGGAGACGUCAGAUCAGUGUCUCGGUAUCUUCAUCGCAAAAACCGCAGAGUCCAGUCCGGGUUACUUGGUGGCUCACGUGGUACCAAACGGACUAGCCGAUAAAGAGGGUACUCUGAGGAUCGGUGACGAAAUUCUGAUUGUCAAUGGGAAAAGAUUACGCGGUCUAAGUAUGGCGGAAGCUAAAAAGAUUCUGGGUAGCGGUAGUGGACCCGGUGACAUCGACAUCGUCGUCUCGCGGUUUUCGGAUGUUGAACAACAAGCUAAAAAAUUAAAGGAGAGCAGCGUGGAUUACGAAAACGUUAGCAUGGAAGACGGUCACGGAGUAAUCGUCGAAAGUUCACCCGGAUUGCAUCACUUCAGAAAACAUCAGACCAGAUGUCAUCGAGACAAAAAAGACGAGUCAAAUAGGUCGAUUUCAUCCGAAAAAUUUACGACAAACAUGGAUAGCGGAUUUACGCAGAGCGUCUCAAAGUUCUGUACUCUUCCCAGAAGGCCGAGAAACACGGUGUCUACGUUCCUUACAGUGCUCUUCGAAAAAGGCGCCGGAAAGAAAUCUUUGGGAUUUACCAUAGUUGGCGGAAGAGAUAGUCCGAAAGGAAGCAUCGGCAUCUUCAUAAAGUCGGUAUUGCCUAACGGACAGGCAGCCGAAGACGGCCGUUUGCGUGCAGGAGACGAGAUUUUGGCUGUGAAUGGCCAAGUUUGCCACGACUUGACGCAUCGUGAAGCCGUACAGCUUUUUCGCAAUAUUAAAAGUGGGCCGGUUGCUUUACACCUGUGUAGACGAAUGAAAAAUCGUGAAUCACAAAUAUCAAAAGCCAAGUCGUGCGCAGAUCUUUUGCUAAUAGACACGUAAAAAGCUGAUAGAUCUGAACGAGAGAUGACGGGGGGGGGGGAGGGGUAUGGUAAAUUAUGUAAAAUACAAAUCAUGUAUAUACUGUACAUUUUCAGAAUUCGCUAGAAAUAAAACAGUUAUUUAAUAA
Monomorium pharaonis (pharaoh ant) is the source of this 4080-nucleotide messenger RNA. RefSeq lists its product as uncharacterized. Lineage: Eukaryota; Metazoa; Arthropoda; Insecta; Hymenoptera; Formicidae. The coding region runs from base 1626 to 3953 and encodes 775 amino acids. Gene Ontology annotation, molecular function: protein binding. The record is from RefSeq and is a predicted model, not a curated record. The transcript is spliced from 5 exons.